This is a messenger RNA of Nannospalax galili (Upper Galilee mountains blind mole rat), 576 nucleotides long. It is a transcript of the gene Polr2f, whose product is annotated as RNA polymerase II subunit F. Lineage: Eukaryota; Metazoa; Chordata; Mammalia; Rodentia; Spalacidae. The record is from RefSeq and is a predicted model, not a curated record. Gene Ontology annotation, biological process: DNA-templated transcription. The transcript is spliced from 5 exons. The coding region runs from base 112 to 495 and encodes 127 amino acids. Gene Ontology annotation, cellular component: RNA polymerase III complex; RNA polymerase I complex; RNA polymerase II, core complex. Gene Ontology annotation, molecular function: DNA-directed RNA polymerase activity; DNA binding.
CGGAAGUGGUUGCUUCUGGGUCAGGGCGCAGGCGCAGUCCACACGCGGAGCUGCGCGAGGCUGGGUGAACACCGCGGUCGGGAUAGGGGCGCCGAGCUAGGGGAGGCCGUCAUGUCCGACAACGAGGACAAUUUUGAUGGAGAUGACUUUGACGAUGUAGAGGAGGAUGAAGGGCUAGAUGACUUGGAAAAUGCUGAAGAGGAGGGUCAGGAGAACGUUGAGAUUCUCCCCUCUGGGGAGCGACCACAGGCCAACCAGAAGCGAAUCACUACUCCAUAUAUGACCAAGUAUGAGCGAGCACGCGUGCUGGGUACUCGAGCGCUCCAGAUCGCGAUGUGUGCCCCUGUGAUGGUGGAGCUGGAGGGAGAGACAGACCCUUUGCUCAUCGCUAUGAAGGAACUCAAGGCCCGAAAGAUCCCCAUCAUCAUUCGCCGCUACCUGCCAGAUGGGAGCUACGAAGACUGGGGGGUGGACGAGCUCAUCAUCACCGACUGAGUGGAACUACCCAGACUGCGCCUGGGUGCCCUUUACUUUAUACAUGUAAAUAAUAAACUUCACCUUCUUAUUAACCCUUGA